Molecule: messenger RNA, 2760 nt
Organism: Bacillus rossius redtenbacheri
Lineage: Eukaryota; Metazoa; Arthropoda; Insecta; Phasmatodea; Bacillidae
Product: transient receptor potential channel pyrexia-like
Exons: 10
Coding region: 40-2532 (830 amino acids)
Biological process (GO): transmembrane transport; monoatomic ion transport
Cellular component (GO): membrane
Molecular function (GO): monoatomic ion channel activity; protein binding
Source: RefSeq, a predicted model, not a curated record
GAGCAGGGGGUCGGCGGCGGGCGGCGGUUGACGGGCGGCAUGGCGACGUGCGGCGGCGCCUGCGCGCUGGUGGCGGCCGCCGAGGGCGGCUCGCCCGACGACGUGCGCCGGGCGCUGGAGGCGGCGGGAGACGCGGCCGCCGACGUGGCCAACACGGCGCGCGGGCGGCUGCGCGUGACGGCGCUGCAGCUGGCGGCGGCGCGCGGCGGCGGCGCGGGCGAGGAGGCGGCGCGCCUGCUGCUGGGGGCGGGCGCGCUGCCCUCCGCCGCCGACAAGCUGGGGCGCGCGCCGCUGCACCACGCCGCGCAGGCAUGCGCCCCCGGGAUCGUGCGCCUGCUGCUGGAGGCGGGCGCCGCCCCCGACCCGCGCUUCGGCGUGGCGCGCGAGGAGCCCGACGGCGGCGAGCAGGCCUGCCCCCACGCCUCCGCGGGAUGCCAGCUGGCGCUGCCCGAGUGCUGGGGCCGCACUCCGCUGCACCUCGCGGCCCGGGCCGGCGACCCGCCGUGCGUGAGGCUGCUGCUGGGCGCCGGAGCCGACCCCCAGGCGCGCGACGAGCAGGGCUUCACCCCCUUGCUGCUGGCCGGCGGCCGCGUCGCGCCCGACGACCCGGCGGCCGUCUCCAGGUUCGAGGAGGUGGUGUCUGCGCUGCUGGCCGCCGGCGCCGACCCGAACGCGCGCGCCUCCAAGGGCGGCGGCACGGCGCUGCACGCGGCGGCGGCGCUGCGGUCGGAGGCGGCGGCGCGGCGCCUGCUCGCGGCGGGCGCCCGGGCGAGCGGGCCCCCGGGGGCGGAGACCCCCCUGCACGUGGCCGCCGCCUCCGGCAGCCUGGCCGUCGCCAAGGUGCUGGUGGACCGCGGCCCGGCCUGGAUCGUCAACGCCGCUGACGAGGAGGGCCGCACGCCGCUGCACCGCGCGGCGACCGCCGGCGCUCGGGACGUGCUGGCGCUGCUCGCGCGCCGCAGCGGGGACCUGUCCGCCGAGGACAGCUGCGGCCUCGCCGUCGUCGACGUCGUCUUCGCCUGCGUGCCGCGCCCCGUGCUCUUCCUCGCCGAGCUGCUCGACUCCUGCGUGCUCGCCAACUCCGCCUCCGUCAACGACAACUCCUUCGAGGUGGAGCUGGACUUCGGACUGCUGGCGGCGGGCGGGCCGACGCGCCAGAUGGCCGUGCUCAUGGCCGCCGCCUCGGCCGGCUCCACGCCGCAGCUCACGGAGCUGCUGCAGCACCCGCUGCCGCGCGCCUUCCUCUGGUUCAAGUGGCGCCGGCUGCGCGUCUUCUUCUUCGCCGUGCUGGCCGCGCACGCCUGCUUCGUGGCGUCGCUGUCUGCGCACGCCGUGGCGCGCGUCUGCGGCCCGCACUCCGCCGCCGAGGUGCUGGUGUCCCGCCGGCUGCUGCUGGCCUCGUCGCUGCUGCUGCUCGCGCACCUGGCCGGCCAGGUGGCGGCAGUGCCGCGCCGCACGCUGCGCCAGCCCGAGACCUGGCUCAACGCCUGCGCAGUGGCGCUGGCCGCGUGCGUGGGCGCGUGGGGGGAGGCGCGCGACGGCGGCGGCCGCCUCGCCCAGGGACACUGGGUGCGCCACGUGUUCAGCGCGCUCGUGCUGCUCGCCUGGGCCGAGCUCAUGCUGCUGGUGGGCCGCUUCCCCACCUGGGGCUACUACGCGCUCAUGUUCUACAACGUGCUGCAGAACGUCGUCAAGGUGUUGCUGACGUUCGUGUGCCUGGUGAUCGGCUUCGCGUUCAGCUUCCUGAUCCAGUUCCAAGAGGACCCCCAGUUCGCGAACCUGUGGAGGUCCCUGGUGAAGACCACGGUCAUGAUGACCGGCGAGUUCGACUACGGGGACCUGUUCGCCGAGCCGGACGAGGCCGCGGGCAACUCCACCUCCGCCGCGCGGCGACUGCCGGCGACGAGCCGCGCCAUCUUCCUGCUGUUCGUCGUGCUCGCGUCCAUCGUGCUCAUGAACCUGAUGGUCGGGCUGGCGGUCAGCGACAUUCAGGCGCUGCAGACGGAGGGCAUAGUCCACCGGCUGCUGAAGCAGGCCGCCUUCGCGGAGCAGCUGGAGAAGAUGAGCGACGGGCUGAUGCGGGCCCGCUACAUCCCGCGCCUCGUGCGGCGCGCGCUGGACGCCAGGCGCACCAUCCGCACCAAGGUGGUGAUCGCGCCGAGCACCAACUCGCGCUCGCCCGACCGCCUGCCCUACGCCGUCCUCGAGGCGGUCACGUUGACCGGCCUGCGCAACCGCCAGCUCAAGGAGGCCGCCGCCUCGCCGGCUCCCAGCGGCAGCACCGCAGCGUACGCCGGCAUGGAAGACGCGAGCGUCGCCGGCGCGCUGGGCAGCAUCCAGCAGGAGCUGUCCGAGAUGCGCCAGCUGCUCAACAUGCUCCACGGGGUCCACCAGCGGAGUUCCCUGCCGGCCGCGCCCCUCGCGACCCGGGGCCGCUUCUCGCAGGCGGCGGCGGGCAUCCACGAGGCGCAGGGAGUCCUGCGCAGCAUCCGGCACGGCAGGAAGACGAGCCGCGCGGCGUCGCGGGUGUGAGCGACAGACGUGCGCACGUGUGUUCCGAAGUGGCGGCAGUGGCUUUUCCUUGUGUCUCGGGGAUCUAACUAUCAUCAAUGUGCGAAUUAAAAAUUUAAAUAAAACACAGUUUAAAGUACAUGUGAAGUCCUCUGCAAUAUCAGUUUGUGAUAACCGCUAGGUUUUGUAAAACGUGUGGACAUAUGGUGUUGCGUACCCUAGGUAUUAAAUAACACUUUUAAAAAAUUA